Messenger RNA from Microplitis mediator, 6513 nucleotides. Its product is annotated as receptor-type guanylate cyclase gcy-18-like. Gene Ontology annotation, molecular function: transmembrane receptor protein tyrosine kinase activity; ATP binding. The transcript has 9 exons. Gene Ontology annotation, cellular component: signaling receptor complex. Gene Ontology annotation, biological process: multicellular organism development; cell surface receptor protein tyrosine kinase signaling pathway; positive regulation of kinase activity. The coding region runs from base 722 to 4738 and encodes 1338 amino acids. Lineage: Eukaryota; Metazoa; Arthropoda; Insecta; Hymenoptera; Braconidae. The record is from RefSeq and is a predicted model, not a curated record.
GGCAACAGGCAUACUCUGACGUUCUUUCCACUUAUAACGUCACACUUUACGCUGCAAUAUUACGCUUAUUAUAUAUAUAUAUACUAUACAUAUAUAUGUUUUUGUAUAUAAGUGAUUAGAUUAUUAUUAUUCUGCACUAUACUACACAAUGCAGACAGAUGUACCAAUCGUGAUUGUAUAUUAUAUAUAUGUUGGAUAACUAUCACUACUUAGACUUGUACUAUUAUCCAUACAACUUCAUAUACAAUCACAUUUAUGUUUGUGUGUAUGUUUACCCGUACCACAUGGCCAAUUUAUAGUAGUGGGACGUUAUUUUAACUUUCAUGUUUUUUUUUAUACUCAUGACACUCAGUAACCUGAAUUACGUCCGCUCUUAUACUCUGUUCGUUACUUGUGCCCGUAUAUUCAAAUUUCACUACGGCUAUGUUAUUGUAUAAUAAGUUAUUUACGUCAUAUAAUUUAUUGUUUACUAAUAAACUGUUUUAUUAUUCAAACAAAAAAGUUUGUUUUAUUUAUUAAUUUAAAAAAAAUGUGUUUAUUAAUAUUUUAUUUUAGUGAAUUAAUAAAAUGAAAGAGUUUAAAAAUAAUUAUUUUGAAACGUCAACUUUUUUUUUUUUUUUUAUACAUGCAUUGUACAUUUAUGCAAAAUGAUGAAUUAUGAAUAACAAACUAUGGAUUACGAUAAUGAAUUUAACAAGUAGGUCAUGAGAUACCUAUCAAAAUGAAAAUUUAUGUAAUUAUCAUUUUACUAUUGAUUGUGAUAAUACAAUGUGCCAAUACAUCAAACCAAUGUCUUACAACGAUAAAAGAAGUAAAUCCAAAACGUGUUAUCCAUUUGGAUGGUCAAUCACUUGAAAUUUCAUUUGAGUUGACUCGGCGUCCUACUCAGCGACUAGUAACAAGAAUAAUGAAAAUAUUUCUUGUUGAAAUACUCGGUUAUCCCGGCGUCACGUUAAUUGAGAAGGACGACUGGUUUGAUGCAACUACCGUAAUUUCAAGAAUGUCUGAAACAUUAACAUACACCGACCAAAGAAUUGUUCCAGAAACAAUGGUGAAUAUGGAAGUAUGGAUACCGCCACAAGAAGACAUAAUGCAAAUACUUAGUCGUUACGAUGUUAAAGAAUGUGGUUCCAUAACAACACCUGGUCGAUUUAGUUGGUACAUUCCCGUAGAACUUAGUGAUCCAGAUGAUAAUUGGCGAACAUUUGCUUACCCCGAAACAGCAUCACGUUUUGAUCUUAAUGAUGAUAUUUUAACAGUUAUUAAAAACUUAACUCAAGCACCUAACGGUCGUUAUUAUUGUCAAGAAGCAUUUUGUAACAAAGGAAUGUACAUUCCACCUCAUUGUAAAAAUCACUCAAAUCAAAAUAAUAAAUCAAAUUGUGCUCUUUUAUUGGCGUCAGAAUCAGACAUAACUUACUUUAUCAAAGAUCAUAUAGAUAUUUUGAAGCUUUAUGUUAAAGUCAUAUGGAUUGGUCCACAUUUAAGAAAUUUCACUAAAUUCCUUACAAAAGAGUAUCUUGCAACAAGUAAUCCUAAGCCUCAAUCAUUUUCAAUUUUACACUGGACGCCAAGUGAUGUUAUUCCUAAUGAACGUGACUUUAUAGCAAUUGAAUUUCCCGGUUGUGGAAGUAGAGGUUUAAAUAUUGGUUGCGUUUACGAGUCAAAUCGUUUAGUAAAACUUGCUUGGUCUAAGUUAGAGACGAUCGGAAAAUUUGCAUGGGAAGCUAUCAAUCGUGCGCAAUUAAGCUCCAAAAUGUAUGAAGAUCUGAUAAGUCGUUACAAUAAUUUGAUAGAUUUUGAUACCAGUGAAGAUGAUAUUGCAUGUGGAUGGAUAAAAGAUAAUUUAAAUUAUACACUACACUAUUGGAUGCCUAAUGAUGAUGACAAAAAUGUUUUGUAUAUUGGUGGUAUUUUCCCUAUGACUGGGACACCCUACACUGCUAAGUCAAUAGCAGUCGCCGCACUUAUGGCAAGACAAGCUAUAAAUAAAAACAAUACUAUAUUGCGGGAUUAUGACAUUACGCUGCUUGCAAGUGAUGGUCAGUGUAAAUCAGAUAUGGUUAUGAAAUCAUUUAUUGAUUACAUUGUUCAUAAUUACUAUAAAAAAUUGAUUGGCGUAUUGGGGCCUGCGUGUUCAGAAACAAUUGAACCACUUAUUGGUAUUUCAAGGCAUUAUAAAACAAUGAUCAUAAGUUAUAGUGCUGAAGGAUCAACAUUCAAUGAUCGCAGUAGAUAUCCAUAUUUUUUUCGUACUAUCGGUGAAAAUAAACAGUAUCGUCAUGUUUAUUUACAACUAUUUCAACACUUUGGAUGGAAACGAAUAGCAGCAUUAACGGAAGAUGGACAAAAGUAUACCGAAUAUAUUUCGUAUAUGCAAGAAAUUUUACGAGAUAAUGGAAUUAAUUUUAUUGCUAAUGUUAAAUUUCCACGUGAGCGAGAAGGUCAUGAAAUGACUGAGUAUCUUGAAGACUUGAAAAAAAUACGAGCUAAAAUAAUAAUUGCUGAUGUUUAUGAUACUAUAGCACGUCAAGUGAUGUGUGAAGCUUAUAAAUUAAAAAUGACAGCGUAUGAUGGAUACGUAUGGUUUUUACCACUAUGGCUUCAAAUGAAUUGGUUUGAUACGGAUGAAUACAAUAAAUAUGGUGAAAAUGUAUCAUGCUCUACAUCAGAAAUGAUUGAAGCAAUAAAUGGUCACCUUAGUGUUUCUUAUGUGUAUUUUGCAAAAGACAAUUCAUUGAUGCAAGAAGGCAUAAAAGUCCGCGAAUGGCGUGAUAAGUAUGAAGAGUUAUGUAGUAAUAAAAAAUUAUACCCAUCACCGUACGCUGGGUAUGUUUAUGAUGCAGUGUGGACUUACGCUUACGCAAUCGAUAAAUUAAUAAAAGAAAAUCAAAGUUACAUUUUUGAUUUACACUCAAACCAAACGGUCAAUAGAUUGACAGAUAUUAUUGCGUCAACGGAUUUUCAAGGUGUUUCGGGCAAUAUUAAAUUUUACGGCGGACCAUCAAGACUAUCAAUGAUUACAAUUGCCCAACGGAUAAAUAAUGAAAGUAAAACAGUCGGUAAUUUUUAUCCAAAUAUUUCGGAAACAAAAGGUGAAAUAAUUGGUGGGAAAUUGGAACUCAAUGAAUCGGCAAUUGUAUGGUUGAAUUUAAAACUACCAGAUGAUGGUUCAGAACCACCAGCAAGAUGUAUUUUAGCUGGUUUAGCUGAACUAUUAAACGUUAGUUGUGAAGUUGCAAUUGUCAUUGCUAAUGUAAUUGGAUUGAGUUUAUUGGGUGGAUUUUUGAUAACAGGUUUUAUAAUUGUUAAAAAGAAAUACGAUGAAAAAGUACGUUUACAAGAAAAAGUUCUUGAAUCAUUUGGAUUAGAUCCACGACAAGCAACUUUAGAUCUUGAUAAAUGGGAAAUACCACGCGAACGAGUUGUUAUUAAUCGUAAAUUGGGGGAAGGUGCCUUUGGUACAGUUUAUGGAGGAGAAACAUUUUUUCCGGAGAAGGGUUGGUUGGCUGUUGCCGUUAAAACACUUAAAUUGGGUAGUACUACGGAACAAAAAUUAGACUUUUUAAGUGAAGUUGAAGUUAUGAAACGUUUUGAACAUAAAAAUAUCAUUAAAUUACUUGGUGUUUGUAUUAAAACAACACCAGUGCUGACUGUUAUGGAGUUUAUGCUCUAUGGGGAUUUAAAAACUUAUUUAUUGGCAAGAAGGCAUUUGGUUAAUGAUCAUAAUUAUGAAGAUACCGAUGAAAUUUCAAACAAAAAACUUACAGCAAUGGCAUUAGAUGUCGCAUGUGGAUUGAGUUAUUUGGCGCAACUCAAAUACGUCCAUAGAGAUGUCGCAUCCCGUAAUUGUCUGGUUAACGCACAAAGGGUUGUUAAGCUUGGUGAUUUUGGGAUGACAAGACCGAUGUAUGAAAACGAUUACUACAAAUUUAGUCGUAAAGGAAUGUUACCAGUUCGUUGGAUGGCACCAGAAUCAUUAAGUUUUGGUGUCUUUUCGCCAGCUUCUGAUGUAUGGUCCUACGGCGUAUUGCUGUACGAAAUAGUAACCUUCGGCAGUUUUCCUUUUCAAGGACUAAGUAAUAAUCAAGUUUUAAGUUACGUUAAAGAAGGAAAAACACUUGAUAUACCCAAAGGCGUCAAACCACAAUUAGAAACAUUAAUUAAAUCGUGUUGGGCAUUCGAUUAUACGAAAAGACCGACGGCGCCGGAAAUUGUUGAUUUUUUGGCAAUGAAUCCUCGUGUUCUGAGUCCAUGUCUCGACGGCCCAUUAUCGAGUGUUCAAAUAGAUCACAGUGGCGAUAUUGACUCACUUACGAAAUCAGCUAAAAAGUUUUCAAUAUCACUUGGGUGGCCUCCGUCACAACGUCAAUUAUCACCGUCUACGUCAAAUCAACUGACAAUACCAAAUUUACGAAAUGCUCAAUUAGUCGAUAAUGAUUGUAAUUUCGAUACUGAAACUCGAGACAAUGAUAAUGAUGAUGAUGAUGAUGAUGAUACUGAUGAUGUUAUGAACGUUAAUCGUUUAAUUGAGAUGUCAAAUGAUUAUAAUAAAUGCUCAAUACCUUUGUUGUCAAAUAAUAAUAAGAUACAUAAUAUUAACAAUAAUCAACUGCCGAUAUUUAUUCAAAGUAAUGAAAAUAGUGAAAACAUUCCAAAAUAUGUUAACAUUCAACCGGGUAGUUGUGUAGCUAAUGGUAGUAUAGAAACUAAAGACCAGAGUGACAGUGAUUUGUGACAAAAUUUUUCCAAUGCUGGACAUUUAUGUACUGGGCCAUAAUGGCCAUUGGCUCCGCUCUCACUAGUAAGGAAUAGUCUAAGGUAGGGCACGUCAGAAUCAGUCUCAAUGAUCGUCAGUGAGUCCGAUCGCUAACAAGGGACGGAAUUACUGCAAUCAUAUGACACUACGUCGGGUAAAAGAAAAAUUAUUGGUUGGCUGUAGUGCAAUGGGUAAAGAGUUGACUGUAUGGUAACUGAUGAUUAGUGAAGUACCUAAUGGGAAAGUUAUAGCUCAGGGUGUUAAGAUCGAGUGUGAUUACCUGGAAAAAUAAUUUAGAUCUAUGUAGAUCUUAUAUUUAAAGCAGAUCUCAAAAGAUCUCUGAUGAUUUCGGCAGAUUGUCAAUGACUUUAGAUCUGCGGUAAACUUCUAAAAUUUCUAAUGAUUUGGAAUUUUUAAUGAUUUUAGAUCUAUGUGGAUCUUAAAAUUAAAUCAGAUCUCAAAAGAUCUCUAUUAGUUUCGGCAGAUUGUCAAUGACUUCAGAUCUACGGUAAACUUAAAAGAUUUCUAAUGAUUUCGAAUCUUUGACGAUUUUAGAUCUAUGGUGAUCUCAAAAAAUUUGUACUGAUCUUAUCAGAUUUCCAGGAUUUAACAUAUCAAGGAAGAUCUAUUUAUUUUUAUGGAGAUCUACAGAGAUCGACUAGUUGUAAAUAUAAAUUUUUAUUAUUAGAGCUACAAAUUCGUCGGAGAUCUCCAACGAUUUCCGUAAUUUUCAUAGAUCUUUUGAAAAAAAAAAGCCCUAGUAACUAUAAUAUCGUCCUGAUCUCCACAGAUCUAAAAUUUGGAAUAGAUCUCUGAUGAUUUAGACGAAUCGGCAAUGAUUUUAGAUAUAUAGCGAUCUCUAAUGAUCUCACCAAAUCUUUUAAGAUUUUACUAUGAUAUCAUAGUAGAUCUAUUAAGAUUUAUGGAGAUCGACAAAUUAUAAACAUCAAUUUUUCUUAGUAGAGCUGCAGAACUCACCUGAGAUCUCCAACGAUUUACGCCAAUUUCCAUAAAUUUUCGUAGAUCCUUUGACAACUAUGAGAUCUACUUUGAUCUCCGCAGAUCUGCUAGAAGUAACGUAGAUCUAACUAUUGGAAAAAUCAGAUUCACGUAGACCUACUGAAGAUCUAAACAAUUAUUCUCCCAGAUAAUUUGUUAAUUUAAAUUCUCUGAAUCUCAAGUAAUAUAAAUUUAUGUAUUUGUUUUUUUAUUUCCCAAAGUAUUUAAAAAAAGAAAUUUAUUUUCAUUAGUAAAUAUGUAAGAGAAAAGUGUUAUAAAUGUACAGAUAUAUUUUUUUAUUUAUUUUAUAUUCGUCACAAGUUAUGUGAUUUUUCAUGUAAAUAAGUGUAAAAAGUAUAAAUUCAUCAUAUUUUACAAAUAUAUAUUGUAAGCCACUGAUUAUUCAUUAUUAAUAGAACAGUACAAGUAUGUUAUAUAUACAAUAUAUAACACAUUUAAUCAUUUAGCAAAUAUUUAACACAAGAUGUCGAACACAUGUCAGUUAACACUUUGUAUUUUUAUAAAAAAAAAAAAAAAUCUUAAUUAAAAUUUUCCGUGUUACCUCCCCGAGGUCACUUCUAAAAAAAUUUUUCAAAACUGAAUGGUUUGAUCCAUUGAUUUUUAAUUGUAAUUACAAAUUAUAAAAAAUAUAUGCGAAAAAGAGGUUUCAUUUAAUCACUUGAUUCAUUGAUACAUUAAUGUAAAUAAGAUUUACGAUACGAAUAUACUUACGGUAAAAUUAUAAAACUAUAUAA